Messenger RNA from Brassicogethes aeneus, 3607 nucleotides. The record is from the annotation of a GenBank genome assembly. NCBI's taxonomy places the organism in Eukaryota, Metazoa, Arthropoda, Insecta, Coleoptera, Nitidulidae.
CUUGCCCACCGAAAAUCCGCGUGUUUCGUUUUUGAAUGACUUGGUGAAAUGUGAUUUGUACGAAAAACGGUGAUAAAAUGUUGUUUAUUCUGCCACCCCUGACAAGUCAAAGCCCCCCCAGUCCGUGGAACGCGAUUUGCUGCGAUGACAAAAACCGGCAAAACAAAAACAAGCCUCCCAGGAUAACACUGAGGAACCUGCAGAUAAUCAAAUUUGAGGAUGAAAUAGCUCUUCCCCAAGAUGACAUGGACGGCAACAGGAACCCCAAAAGCCUCAGCGAAUGCUACUUCGCGGGCAAGGGGGCGGCGCUCGUGCUGCCGGACGCAAUGGAGGCGCAAAAAUCGGCGGCGUCGGCCGCCGCCGCCCUGAGCGUCGCGGCGGGCGCCGGCGGCCGUUUCGCGUCGGCGAUGAUGAUGGACGGCAUUGCGGCUUCGCUCAGCAGCAACAUCCAGAAGCAUCUGCAGUCCAUGUUCUAUCUGCUGAGACCCGAAGAAACGCUCAAAAUGGCUGUCAAGUUGGAAAGCGUCCACCCAGCAAGAACACGUUAUUUGGUUGUCGUAUCGAGACUGGGGUCUAGAGGCGAAGAAUCGUGUCUUUUGGGGAUAGAUUGCAAUGAAAAAACUACAGUAGGAUUGGUUUUGAAAGUUCUAGCCAACACUUCCAUCACACUGGACGGAGACGGGGGUUUCAGUGUGACAGUAUGCGAAAGACAUCACAUUUUCAAGCCCGUUUCAGUACAAGCUAUGUGGUCGGCGCUGCAGACGUUGCACAAAGUGAGCGGCAAGGCGCGCGAGCAGAACUACUUCCAGGGCGGCAUGACGCACGGCUGGGUCUCGUACUACGAGGACGGCAUCGAAUCGGACCGUUCGUGCCUGAACGAGUGGCACGCGAUGGACAACCUCGAGUCGAGGCGGCCGCCCUCGCCCGACUCGAUACGGACGAAGCCGACGCGGCGCGAGGAGACCGAGCGCUGCAUCCGCGCGACGCUCAAGGAGAUCAUGAUGUCGGUGGAUCUGGACGAGGUGACCAGCAAGGUGAUCAGGACGCGCUUGGAGGACGAGCUCGACAUGGACUUGGGCGAGUACAAGUCCUUCAUCGAUCAGGAGAUGCUCGUCAUCCUGGGCCAGAUGGACGCGCCCACGGAAAUCUUCGAACACGUGUACCUGGGAUCGGAGUGGAAUGCUUCCAACUACGAGGAGUUGCAGAAGAAUGGAGUGGGCCACAUAUUGAACGUGACGCGCGAGAUCGACAACUUCUUCCCGGGAACGUUCGACUACCUGAACGUUCGCGUGUACGACGACGAGAAAACCGACCUACUCAAGCACUGGGACGACACGUUCAAGUACAUAACGAAAGCGCGCGAAACUGGCUCGAAGGUGCUGGUGCACUGCAAGAUGGGCGUGAGCCGCUCCGCCUCUGUUGUCAUCGCGUACGCGAUGAAGGCCUACGACAUGGACUUCGUCUCGGCCCUGCGCCUCGUCAAAGACAAGCGCAGCUGCAUCAAGCCGAACAGCAGCUUCCUGUCGCAGCUGGAGACCUACCAAGGGAUCUUGGACGCGAUGAAGAAUAAGGAGAAGCUGCAGCGGUCCAAGUCCGAGACCAACUUGAAGUCGCCCAAUAAGGAGAGGGUGGUGGUGGGCAGCGAGCCCACGCCGAUAGUGCAAGCCCUAUCGAAGUCCUUGGACUUGAAGCAGGUUGGUGUUCGCCCUAAGUCUUGGUCGCCGGAUAAUGCCGUUGUUGGGGAGUUGUUGCACGGUAGCAAAUCGUCGCCGGUUUUCUUGUCGUUGGAGAAUUUGUCGGUGGAGAAGUCGAAAGAGUCGGAUAAAGUGUGCGUUUUGAUGCCCUGUGAUAACGGAGAAUCGUACAGUGUUUCUCCGAAUCAAAUCGUGCAUUUGCCGGGACACCACCAAGAUGACGUAGUGGAAAACGAAAAGACGGUUUUGAAUUUGUCGAAGAAGUUCGAUGCAGUGGCAGCCUGUGAUACUAGUUCCUUUCCGCAACAACAACAACAGACGACGAUGGACGAGUCUAGACAGUUUUUAGUCAAAAGCAAAGAGACUUGGGAUCCGGGGGAUUCGACGACGGUAAAUACGACGACUAGUAAAAGCGACGCCUGUGAUAGUGUUAGUGGUGAAAGUCAGCCGGUGUGGACCUCGUCGGCGGUGCUCAAGCACAAAAGUGCGAAAGGACGCAAAGAGAGCGACGUGUUUUCGAACCAACUGGACAGGGUGUUCGAUCGAGAGGAGAAACGCGAGAAGAAAUGCCCGUCGCGGCAGAACUCGUGGGGUUCCUACGACAGCGCCGUAGUUAUGAGCUACCAAAGCGAGAACAACUCGGAGCUGUCGCGGCAGAGCUCGUGGGGCUCGGGGGACACGCGCACUCUGUUAUCUCGGAACAGUUCGUGGGGUUCGUACGACAUGCGCGGCCGCGCUAUAUCGGAGAAACCCGUCGAGAAGUUGAUCGUCGUCUCGGAUGAAAUCGAAAUCCCCGCGGCGGAAUUGACGAGCAGGGGACUGUUGUCUAAAAGCGCGCCCGAACCGUCGUCGAUGGAGUUGAUACCGCAGGAGCGCGCCCUCUCGCGGUCGGCAUCGAACGUGAUCAGCACCGCGCAGUGUUCCUCCGUUAAACAGCACAAAACUCUUCUCGAAAGUUUACACAACAAAGACUCGAAAACGACGGCGAGAAAAAGCGAGGACGGGAUCGAGAAUUCGUUCGGGAAGGUGCGCAAUUUGAAGAAAGAGUUCGAAGCCAAGUCGAGCACGAAUAUCGACGCGGAAGCGCCGGUUGUUAACAGCGACCCGGUGAAGGCGAAAAACCGGGAUAACAGCAUUCUGCACCAGCAGCAGCAGCAGCAGCAGCAGCAAGCCAAAGAAGCGAAGGAGAAGGCGGAGGAGGAGGUGAGCAUGAAGCUGCUGAUCGGCAUGUUCGAGCCGAACAAGGAGGAGACGCAGGCGCGAGUCGAGAUGCGACCGAAACCGUUCGGGCAGAAUCGUAACGCUAGGUACUCGUGCAUCGAGGUUGGCGAGAAGGGACCCUACGACAAGAUUUUCAUCUCCAACCUCAACAAAGGAAAGAACGACGUGGAGUUCAAGAGGCCUCCGAUCCCCGUGGUGCGCAACUCGUCCCUGGCCGCGACCGUAAUAGCUUCGGCGGCGAAGAAGCAGCAGCAGUACGGCAAAAGCCAUCCGCUCGCGCGGCUCAGCAUCAAGCCGCGUCACAACAACCCCGUCUACAACACCAUGUAAUGCUCAACGUACCCGAAUAGGCUGUGACCGCGAAACGCGCAGGGGACUGUUCCCCCGCCAACUGACUCUCUAUCCAAUGCCCCCUGUAUACUGUAUGUAUUCGACAAUAAACCGCCAAAAGAAAUUCAACAAACAACACACUUUCGAACGGAGUACAGCGUUUCGAUAUUUUACGAUGUUCCCCCUUGUUGUAUAAGUUUUAUUUAUUUUUUUACAUGAUUGCGUUUUGUGACCCGAUAAUCAAAUAAACUGCUCUGCAAUUAACCGCUCAUGAUUAAAAAUGACAAACAAAAUUAGUAUCAAUAGACCAGUGCAGAAGCCUUUAAAAAUGGUAAAAAGAAAAAAAAUAACAGAAGGAUGAA